CGAAAAUAAAUGCAUUGAUCUGAGUCAAUUGAGAAUAGUGAACUCAUUUCAUAUUACAUCAAUUCUCUCAAGAUUUAAGAUGGACUCACGACAACUCUUCCUCGUAGCCUUGGCCAUAUCUAUCGGCGCGCUUCUCGUUGCAUUCUUUAAAAAUGCACCCACAGAGGAGAUGAACUAUGAGGGGUUCAUGGAGACCGAUCCCGAAUAUGAGUACAAUCAUGUUGAUCCCAGCCUUGUGGACUAUUAUACAAACACCGUGGAUGAGAUCAUGUUUAAGAUGUCGAUUAUGCAAGACCAUGAUGGUGCAGAAAAGAGGCCGGAUUGGAAAGAGAUGACUGAUAUGAUCAGGGCUCAAAAUAUGGCGUUUAAAGCCAGUGGGUCUCAAUUUUAUUGCAAGCCAAAUUCGUUAUUGUUCUUUCCAACCUUACCCGAGGAAUCAUCUGCUUUCUUCGAAAGCCAAAAGUGCAACAAACAUAACGCAAUAUUUAAUGAUUGGGAGGAGCGAGGGGAAGUCAUUGUCCGUCAACUUCCUCCAAACGAAGACCCCAAAGAGUACGUGGAUCGUCUUAUGAAGAUAGGCAACGCUCCACCCUCUGAGUUUCAUGCUCCCAAAGGGACAUUUAGCGGAGGCCAAAUAGGUCCAUCCAUGGUUUAUGCUGCAAUGGACGAUAUUAAAGGGGCUUCUGUCCGGCAAAAGUCACCGAAUUUGGUUGUUUCAACUUACAAGAGCUCUGCUGACAACAAGGAUGAGCCUGAUCUUAGCCCUGAUAUUGAACAUUGGACGUGCUUCGAAGGAGCUAAGAGUAUCGCAGAUUCGAAUGAUUCCCAACCAAAGGAAAAAUCUGAGCAAUAUCACUCAAAGACAGACAACACCGGAUCGGAUGCCACGCUCGUGGAAUUGGUUUCCCUUGAGACUGAUGGAGAGGAGAAACUGAAAGCCUUGAUUGCGACGUUUGGCGUUGUGGUGUCGAGCGUUUCCAUUGGAGCAGAUGGAUCCUACCUGAAUAGAAUGUUCAAGAGUUAUGGCGGCGGGAUCUUCGAUUAUUGCCACGAGACAUUGGUCAAUGGUUUUCGUUCUCGUACGUUUCCACCUUUGCGACUUUCCGAAGUCCCAAGCUUCCUUGCCUGCAGAACGAUUUCUUGUUGAAGAUGAUUGUGAGGAACACAACGAAAACAUGCCCAAUCUCUUGGUCACGAAACUCCUAAUCCCCUCAGGGCCACAUGUCAUAGAGGACUUAUAAGAGCGUAUCUUUUCUUGGACCUCCCACCCUGUGAUUUUCCAUAGUCUAGAACCAAAUCAGUCUUGGACUUACGGUGUGAGAGAGCGGGAUCUCAAGCCAUCAUCCAAACUAGAGGGGCCAAGAAUGAUCUUCUCAGAAGUGUGAUGGCAAAGACCUUAGCCAAGGCAAAUUCAUUUCACGCUCGUACAAUUCCUAUUUGGAACUCUAUUCCUCUGUAUAAACGAAAUUCCCCCAGUCCAACAACUUUUCACCGCUUUUUAAUUUCCGACCGCUUCUCUGCUUUUUUAAAAUUGUACUUUUAUGAGUUUAUUGCCGGGGCGACAGGCAACGUGACGUUAUGAUUUACUCCAUGUUUUGAUCUAUUUUGUUUACCCAUUUCCUUCCCUUUUCUUCUUCUACUUUACAUUUGAUUUCCUUAGGCCAUUACUCUUACAUACAUGAGGCAACCGUGUUCAGAGUG
Messenger RNA from Tigriopus californicus, 1701 nucleotides. RefSeq lists its product as uncharacterized. Gene Ontology annotation, cellular component: lysosome. Lineage: Eukaryota; Metazoa; Arthropoda; Copepoda; Harpacticoida; Harpacticidae. The transcript is spliced from 6 exons. Gene Ontology annotation, molecular function: cysteine-type endopeptidase activity. Bases 80 to 1147 code for a protein of 355 amino acids. The record is from RefSeq and is a predicted model, not a curated record.